GCAGCCGCCAGCUUGGCAUCAGUCAACAAGUUCAACUUCAACUUGAGUGUGACAUGUUUGGGCUGGUACAACUAGCUAGCAGGCUGUAAAAUAACGAAAUGAGGCUCCGAUAAGUCAUUUUCCAAUUGCUUAUUUGUGAAAUAUGUCCAACAACAAUCGAAUGGAUUUACAGGAUGGCAACAUGUCGCAAGUUUGGAGAAAAUAACGAGAUGACUUGCCUAACAGUGGCCUGGACAUUUGUGAUAUGUUAACGUUAAUCACCAAAGACAAGUGUGUAAGAUGGACUGCAGGAAUUAGUUAGCUGCUGACUUUCGAGAUGUGCUACUAGCUGUACAUGUAAAUAUAUGACCAAAAAGCACUGUAAGUUAUCUACACCUACAUAUCAACAUGGACAUCAAGCCCUAGAAAUAAGUUGUUAAUAUUUGCAUGCUCUGUCAUCACUUUUUAAGGUAAAUUCACCUGCACAUACAUUUGAAUGGCUAACCACACAUAAACAGAGCUGAUCAUGUCACUAGCAAAGCAGGCACAAACGUGGUUCCCAACUCAUGUCCAAGCCACUGUUCUCCAAGCAACUGACCUACAAGCUAAGGGUAAGCAUGGCACCAACGACGCCUACGCUAUCAUCCAGCUGGGCAAAGAGAAGUACUCAACAUCUGUGGCAGAGAAAACACUCAACCCAGUGUGGAGAGAAGAAGCCUCCUUUGAACUGCCUGGUCUGCUUCUGGAGGGCAAUCCAGAAAUCUACGAACUAUGCCUUAUUGUGAUGCACAGGUCCCUGGUGGGGAUGGAUAAAUUCCUGGGCCAGAGUACCAUCAAUCUCAAUGAGAUUUUUGAUAACAAAGAGCGAAGGAAAACUGACUGGUACUCCUUGGACUCCAGGCCAGGGAAGAAGAGGAAGGAGAGAGGGAAGAUCCAGGUCGGCAUCCAGUUCGUGAGGAACAACAUGACGGCCAGCAUGUUUGACCUCUCCAUAAAGGACAAGCCCCGCUCGCCCUUCACCAAACUCAAGGACAAGAUGAAGGGCCGCAAGCACGACGGUGGUUUCUCCGACACCUCCUCAGCCAUCCUGCCCCGCUCCGCCAUGUGUGACUCGGAGACCCUUCGCCGGCCCAGUGCUCCGGACCAACAGCCCCAGCCAGAGCCCAAGGUCAAGAGACCCUUACUGGCCGGCUCCCAUACGCUCUCUGCAGCCCACUCCAUGUCCGACCUCAUUGGCACCCAUUCCGCCCCCAAGCUGGACUCUAUGAACUCCAUCGGGCAGCUGGAGAAAGGGAGUGGUGCUGCCCUCACAGGCGCUCCCAGGGCGAGGUGCCAGGCUACCAGGACAACGAGGCGCACAGUGACCCCUUUUACUGAUAUCAGCGACAGCCUGCCGCAGAAGUACGCCACCCUCCCACGCAACCGCAACCCUUUGGAGGGGGAGAAGGGCCAGCUGUGGGACCGAGGGGAGAAGAAGGAGAAGAAGGAGAAGGUCAGCCUGCUGGAACGUGUGACCGGGAAGAAGGAGGGACGCAAGACCCACAACGGGGGUUCGGGCAGCUCUGGAGACCUGCGCACAACCAACCCCUUCAGCAGCGACUCUCAGGGCGACACCCAACCAACCAACCCCUUCCUCUCACACUACAAAGCAAGUGAUAAAAAUCCCACCACUAAUGAAGACAUCCGAAAGGCAAGCGAGAACCAUCCCUAUAGCAACCUAUCUUUCGAUGAGGUGGUGCAUGGGCUCAUCAAGCAGAAGGAGGUGGUGAAAAAGAAGGACGCGCAUAUCCGUGAACUGGAAGACUACAUUGAUAACCUGCUGGUGCGCGUUAUGGAGGAGACGCCGAGCAUCCUACGGACACCCUACGAGCCCAAGAGGAAAGCGGGGAAAAUCUCCAAAAAGAAGUAGGGUCCAAAAGAUAGGGUCUUGUUACAGUGAUGUCCCAUCCUAGCCAUUUAAAAAUGUAUUGUGGGUAUAGAGCAAAAAAAAUGAAGAGAAGGGGAUUGACCCCCUUUAUAUCAUCAUUUUGAUUUGAUUUCUUUACAAACACUGUAUUGAUGCAGCUUAUACAGUUUUAUAUGUUUGGUAUGCUUUGAUUUGAGUUUACACCAGUUUCCCCAACAGAAAAUGAUUGGGGAGUGAAGUACUAUACCCGACUACAUAAAUAUCUGACAUUUGACUUGCAUUUUAGCUAACCCCAUGGCUGUCCCAUAAUGAUAGAUAGACUAACCUCUGAAUCAGUUGCUGUAGAGUGAUCCGCUCCUGCCUGACCGUUUUCCCAAGGUGGACACGUUUUCACAAUAGUGUAUACAAUAGACCUGUGCACUUUCGCACACAUAUAACAUGGGAAAAACACCGACAGCUUCUGAAGCGAUUGUGUGUACAUGGAACCACCAUCAAGCUCGAUUUGCAUUUCAACACUAAGGCCAUACAAAUGUAAUUAAAUGUUUAACGGAUGCCCCUCUUCACUUCUCUUAAAUUUAUUAAUUUUUUAAACGUAAGAUCAAGUCGUACUGAAAAAUGGCAUGUUUAGAUUAAAAAAAAUAAAAAAAGUCCUCAAAAUUCCAAAAUGAGAUGAUGCACAACUUCCUGUCGGAUUAUUGCUGAACUAUGCCUA
Molecule: messenger RNA, 2597 nt
Organism: Coregonus clupeaformis (lake whitefish)
Lineage: Eukaryota; Metazoa; Chordata; Actinopteri; Salmoniformes; Salmonidae
Product: rab11 family-interacting protein 2
Biological process (GO): regulated exocytosis
Cellular component (GO): phagocytic cup; endosome
Molecular function (GO): small GTPase binding
Source: RefSeq, a predicted model, not a curated record